UCCACUCACUGCCCGGCUGUCUCACGAUCCCUUAGAUUCUGUUCCAUUUUCUGUCUUCAUCUCCAGAAGGCCUCAUAAACUAGAAAGAAAUCUGUAGCAAGCAGACAGCAUAGAUAGAUCUCUUAGGGCUGUCAUUUUGACCAAGGUAAACUUAGCUCUUUCUUGACCAAAUAGUCUGAAGUGUAGCAUCCACGCCAAAGCUAAUGCUCUCUUGGUGAAUUGUGGCAGAUUCUCCAAUGGCUCUUUAAGGUAACAUGUGAACUAGAAAGGUAGAGCACUUCUAUUCCUUCCAGCGAGAAGGAAACGAUUAAUGAUCGUAAAGCUAAAUUGAAACAUAUACUACUGUUUAAGCAUUGGAUUGCGUGAAAGAUUAGCAAGCAAGAUUUUCAAGCCAUUUAAGAUUUUAUAUAGAAGAAACAUUUCAAAAGAUUGCUUCAAUGGCACCCUCAAUUUAAAAAAAAAGAAAAAAAAAAAAAAAACACGCUUAGAAGUUUUGACAGAAGGCAGUGUCGAAUCCACUCAAUGAACAUGAAGAAAGAAGAUGUUGAUCGAGGACUAGGAGUCAGUCACAAGGUGGAUUCUACACCUCAUGUAGGAAAUAAAGUUCUACCAAUAAGUGAGACCGCAUUGUUAACCUCCACUAACACAAAUGACCAGUGUUGCUCGUCGGAAAAGAAAGACAGGCUUAAAGGGGUCAAAGUCAACACCAUGUCAAGAAUGAAGGAGCUAUUGAGAUGGGCUGCUGUUGCAAAAUCAGAGAUGGGAGGAAAAUUCAUUGUUCGAAAGGUUCUUCACUUCCGAAACCGUGGAACCCCGAAAGCAGUGCAAGAUGAUGACCAACUUAGCAAUGACUCUCCAAAGAUCAGUUUUUGUUGGGAUGUGGAAAGCUGCUCUACCACUUCCUCUGCCCACUCAGCAAUGUCUAUGGCGUCCUCUUCAAAUCUAACCCUGAUUCAAGACAAAGAUCAUAUCAAUUCCAGAAAAGGAAACUGGAUCACCACAGACUCUGAAUUCGUGGUGCUAGAGCUUUGAAGAAAGAGAGAUUGAAGAUGAACUUCCAAGGUUAAAUCCAAUCAAAACUGCUUAGGCAUUGUAUUACACCUAUUGAUAGGUUGUUCUGCGUUCAUUCUAAUUUCUCCUAAAUUUCAAAGGAAUUUAUUCUACAUCAAUGUAGGGCUCUGACGUGUACCUGCACCGUAAUGAAGAUGGCCUAAAGGGUUACCUGACUAUUGUGAUUA
This is a messenger RNA of Carya illinoinensis, 1238 nucleotides long. RefSeq lists its product as uncharacterized. NCBI's taxonomy places the organism in Eukaryota, Viridiplantae, Streptophyta, Magnoliopsida, Fagales, Juglandaceae. The transcript has 5 exons. The record is from RefSeq and is a predicted model, not a curated record. The coding region runs from base 523 to 1032 and encodes 169 amino acids.